Messenger RNA from Chenopodium quinoa (quinoa), 1254 nucleotides. Its product is annotated as F-box/FBD/LRR-repeat protein At5g56420-like. Bases 1 to 1254 code for a protein of 417 amino acids. NCBI's taxonomy places the organism in Eukaryota, Viridiplantae, Streptophyta, Magnoliopsida, Caryophyllales, Amaranthaceae. The record is from RefSeq and is a predicted model, not a curated record. Gene Ontology annotation, molecular function: protein binding. The transcript has 4 exons.
AUGCCCGAGGCUGAACAAUUAGACAGGAUUAGCAGUUUGCCGGAUGCCCUCCUCUCCGAAAUCUUAUCGUUUUUGUCGACCAAACAAGCUGUGGCUACUAGCAUAUUGUCUAAACGAUGGGUAUCUGUUUGGACCAAAGUUCCUGUGCUAAACUUUUCACUGUUUUAUGAUUCUUCUAAAGACUUCAAAGCGUUUGUGGAUAGAGUCUUGAUCUGUAAUGAUUCACGAUCAUUAAGGCUGUUUCGGAUUAUUGUCAUAUUUUAUAAGAAAAUCAAUGACUACCAUUAUCAUCAGCGGAUUAGGAAUAUAAUGCAACGGGAUGUUGUUGAGAUAGAUAUUGUGUUACAGGGGGGAACUCUACCAGCAGGUACUUUUUCGAGCGAGAAACUUAUGGUGCUAAAGUUGAAGGGUUUCGAUUCCCCUCUCCGAGAUCCAUUUCAUCUACCGAAUCUCGUAACCCUACACUUCUCAUUCAUUAAAUUUGCAGAUGAUUUUUCUUUGAAGAAUAUUGUGAUGAGGUUGCCUCGACUGGAAGAAUUGGUUAUUAGUGAGUGCAAGGUAUUGCGAAAUAUAUGUAUUCGUUCUUCAUCUUUAAAGAGAUUGAGUCUCAUUCGAAAUAUAUUUUCGAUGGGAGAAAAUGAUUCCAAUAUAAUAGUUGCUGCUCCAAGUCUUGAAUAUCUUUGUAUCGACGGUUAUUCACCACACUAUGAGUUUGGCAACAUGCCCUCUAUAGCUGAAGCUAGGCUUCAAAUCCGGUACUGUAAAGGUGACUACUAUGUAAAAGUGCUUAAAUUCCUUAAACAAGUUCCUAACCUGAAAUUUUCAAAGUUUUUCUGUCUAUAUCUAUCUGAUGGACUUUCUAUUUUUGUUUUCCGUCUCAUGAACUCUAAGGCUACUAUUGGAGAUACUGAGCAUGAUCAACAGCCAUUGUUUCCACACUUGACCCGUUUGAUCAUAAGUGGUUACGACUUUGGUUCAGCCGACAGCUCAAAAAUUUUACGGCGCCAUCUUGUAUUAUGGAUUUUACAACGAGCCCCUAAUCUUGUCUCUCUUGAUUACUCGGUGUUCAAAAUCAAUUUGAAAGGUAUGGUUAGUGGAACAACAAUUGCUGCAAUUGCAGGGCUAUUCAAAGUUCCGAGGGCUUCAUCUAUAGGCAGUACUGCAAUUUGUUAUGGAAAAUUACUAAAGCAGGAAGAUUAUGAUUGUAUGAAGGUGUGGGCAUCUGAUCACAUCUUCAUAUCUUCUCCAAACUAA